Molecule: messenger RNA, 870 nt
Organism: Miscanthus lutarioriparius
Lineage: Eukaryota; Viridiplantae; Streptophyta; Magnoliopsida; Poales; Poaceae
Source: the annotation of a GenBank genome assembly
AUGGAGCAGCUCAUCAAUGGUGGUUCUGCCCCUGUUGUAGCUGGUGCUGGUGCUAGUGCUGCUGCCCCUGUUGCAGCUGGUGCUGGUGCUGGUGCUAGGAAUGGGGCUGUGAGGGUAAUGAGGUGGACCAACACCACCUCUGGCUUUAUGCUUAGGAGGAUGGCUGCCCUUGUUAGUGAUGGUAGCAGGCCUGACAAGGUUUUCAAGGACAAAGAUGUGAAUUUUGUGGCCAAAGCCCUCAAGCUGUUCUGUGGGGAGGUUGUUAGCCCAACUCAAGUGUACAACCACUUGAGGAAGUGGAGGCAGAAAUGGGCUAGGGUGAGCAAGUUGAAGGACCUUAGUGGUGCUGUUUGGGAUGACCAGGCUCAUGCUAUCAUGCUUGAGCAAGAGCACUACCUUGGCCACUGCAAGGACCAUCCUAAAGAUGCAGAGUUUCUUAACUACCCUAUUAGGUUCUACACUGAGAUGGAGGCUAUCUUUGCUAAUGCCAUGGCCACAGGCAAGUUUGCACUUGGGUCUGGUGAAGCCUUAGGGCAGAACCAGGCUGACAGUGUUGGUGCCAAGGCUGAUGCUGCUAGCCCAAAGAGGAAGAAAGGGAACUUCUCUGAGGAGGAGAUGCUCAUGUUGACUAACUUGUUAGAUGCUAUGAACAAUGUGGCAAAUGCUCUUAUGGAGACUAGACCUGCCCAUGUUGAUGCCAAUCUGUAUCUUGCUGUGAUGGAGAUGUCUGGCUUCAGUGAGGAGGCACUUAUUGUUGCCUCCACCUUCCUUCUAGACAACAAGGCCCAAGGCAGGGGCUUUGUGAACAUGAGUGAUGCCCACAGGGCCCUUUGGCUUAGGACCUUCCUGACCAAAAACUACUAUGUGUAG